Trifolium pratense (red clover) is the source of this 1353-nucleotide messenger RNA. Its product is annotated as zinc finger protein GIS3. Lineage: Eukaryota; Viridiplantae; Streptophyta; Magnoliopsida; Fabales; Fabaceae. The transcript has a single exon. Gene Ontology annotation, biological process: trichome morphogenesis; cytokinin-activated signaling pathway; gibberellic acid mediated signaling pathway. Gene Ontology annotation, cellular component: nucleus. Gene Ontology annotation, molecular function: DNA-binding transcription factor activity; transcription cis-regulatory region binding. The record is from RefSeq and is a predicted model, not a curated record. The coding region runs from base 104 to 961 and encodes 285 amino acids.
CCUUAAUAUAAACACAUUAAGUGUCCCUCUUCUUGUCUCACACUUUCACUACUUCAUCACAAACACUUCUUCAAUUCUAUUCAAACAAAUUCUCAUAGUUAUUAUGGAUAACAACCACCAUGACCACUACAAUAAUAAAACUUCCCAAACACGCCUUAAACUCUUUGGCUUCAACGUCCAAGAAGACGAAACCAUGCAUGAUAAUAAUUUUCAUGACUCCUCAACAACCAAACCAACUUCCUCUUCAACUUCAACUUCUCCAUCAAGAUCACCAGACUCCACCGUCGGUGAAACUUUUCCACCUUCCUCCGGUGAAAGAAAAUACGAGUGUCAAUAUUGUUGUAGAGAAUUUGCAAAUUCACAAGCACUUGGUGGACACCAAAACGCACAUAAAAAAGAACGUCAACAACUUAAACGUGCUCAAUUACAAGCUAACCGAAACGCCGCCGUUUCGUUCGUUCGAAAUCCUAUCAUCUCCGCCUUCGCUCCUGCGCCUCAUCUAUUAGCUCCGCCGGGGUCCAUGAUGGUUCCAUCUUCAACUUCUUCGUGGGUUUACGUUCCACCACGAUCCGCUCCUCCUCCGUUCCACGUGUCAGUAUCACACGGUUGUGUUUUCCCGUCGGUGAACGGAACCACCAUGAUGAGCGGUGGUGGUAACAAUAAUAAUAGUAAUAAUAGUAAUCAUAAUAUUGGUGUAAGAGGGGUGAAAUCUGCGGGUGCAGGGAUGUUUCCGUGUGUUGGCGUUGUAGGGGAUUCUACGUCUACAUUGUCAACGAUGCAGGUACAAGCCCGGGCCCACCAUGUCAGGAUGGAUGGGCCAUGUUUGAGUAGGUUCUCAAAAGGUGAUAGCGGGCCCAAUUUUGAUGAUGCAUUGGGCUUGGAUUUGCAUCUUAGUCUUGCGCCGGCUGUGAAUCGAUCUUACGGCUCGGCUCAGCUUGGUUUUUCUAGAUACUCAUCUUAAUAUGGCUGCUUGUACAUUUUUUAUUUAUUUUCUUUUUUUUUUUAGCUUUUUUAAGCAAAUUAUUUCACUCGGUACACAUUUUAACAACUGCUAUCUGUUUUUUUUUCCUUCAUUAUUAUUAUUAUUAAAAAAAAUUUGCAUACGAUCCAUUUACAUUUGUAAUUAGUUGAAUAAUUUUGAACUAUUCCUAGUUUAAUUUGAACAAGUAAACAGAUAAAAAAAACUAUAACCAACAAGACUAGUGAUUAAGAAAACUAUGAUGAGCCGACUUAUUUGAUGAAUCUUCAUUAUUGUCCAUUUCAUUGUUUUGUAUUAAUGAAAAAAUGGUUGCUUUUAAAUUUGUUUAUAUCUUGAAGAAGGAAAAAAAAAGGUGCAUUACUUUUUAGUUGGAA